Nipponia nippon (crested ibis) is the source of this 1704-nucleotide messenger RNA. Lineage: Eukaryota; Metazoa; Chordata; Aves; Pelecaniformes; Threskiornithidae. The record is from RefSeq and is a predicted model, not a curated record.
AUGGUGGCAAAUGUCCUUCCCUGGCGGCAGAAGGAGAAGGGAGCUGCUGGUGACCGGCUCUGCGACGCCGGCGUGCGCCGAGCGCGGGGACAAGGAACGUGGGAACUCGGCGCAAGCCGGGCCGUUUGGCAGGGUUCGCUGGCCGCCUCCCCGCGCCCCCGGCCAGCCGGCGCUGCCGCCCCAGCAAGGCUCCCUGCCCGCUCCCCCUGCGCCUCCUGGGCAGGGCUGGCCGCGAAGGGCCACGUGCCACUGCAGCGGCAGCAGCGGUUAGAGCCAUUGGUGGCACUGGCAGCCACCCUCAGGAGAUGUCCUCACCACCUCCUCCCUCUCCAGGUCUCUGCCUCAUCCGACCCCCGUUCGGCAGGGGACGAGGAGCUGCCACCAUCAAGCAAGGCACGGGGGCUGAGGCGGAGCGGGCAGGCUGGCCCGCGGCGGCACAGGCGCCGUGGGGUGGCUCAGCAAGCUGCCAGGAGCCCGGGAGUGCCCCAGCCCAGCAGUGCUGGCCGGGAGGAAAGCCUGCCCUUCGUGCUGGACCUGCAGAGCUUGCCGGGGCUGGCCAACGUGGACCUGAGCGCCCAGAACCCCAACAUCCAGGUGACCAUCGAAGUUGUGGAUGAUCCUCAGGCCGAGAUGGAGAUGGACUUGUUGAAGGAGACAAGCAAUGACUGGUCCCUGACGUCCUCUGAGUGGUUGUCCCACAAGGACCUCUUCUGGCCCCUCUUUUGGGAAUACACUGACCCUGCUGAGGAGGAGGAGGAAGAGGAGGAGGAGGAGGAGGAAGAGGAGGAGGAGGAGGAGGAUGACAACCUGGAUGUAGGGGACAGGGAGGAGGAAGAGGAAGAGGAGGAGGAAGAUUACACAGCAGAGUAUGAGGAGGAGGAGUCCAUGCUCAGUGGAGUGGGAGGUGACUGGGACCAGCGGUGGUCCGGGCAGAAGAACUGGAUCUUUAAGGAAAAAUAUAAUUACGACUAUGAAGAUGAGGAGGAGUGGAGCCCGUGGUCCCCUUGCAGCAUCACCUGUGGCAGUGGCAACCAGAAGAGGACCCGGUCCUGUGGCUACGCCUGCACAGCAACAGAGUCGAGGACCUGUGACCUGCCACGCUGCCCUGGAGCAGAGGGGGAAAUGGUCUUCCCCACAGAGGAGACGCCUUUCAAAAGCGACAACACCACAGAGCUGUUCAACUCAGAGGUGGACAGCUGUGAGAAGUGGCUGAACUGCAAAAGCGACUUCCUCACCAAGUACCUGAGCAAGGUGCUGACGGAUCUGCCCAGCUGCCCCUGCUCCUACCCGCUGGAGGCCGUCUACAGUGCCGUCAACCUGCAGGAUGAGCGGCAGGGCAAGAGCUUCCGAUGGCGGGACGCCAGUGGCCCCAAGGAGCGCCUGGACAUCUACAAGCCGACGGCGCGCUUCUGCCUGCGUUCCAUGCUCUCCCUCGACAGCACCACCCUGGCUGCCCAGCACUGCUGCUACGAUGAGCACACCCGCCUCAUCACCCGCGGCAAGGGGGCUGGUGUCCCCAACCUCAUCAGCACUGAGUUCUCCCCAGAGCUGCACUACAAGGUGGACAUGCUGCCCUGGAUCCUCUGCAAGGGAGACUGGAGCCGCUACCACGCCGUCCGGCCCCCCAACAACGGGCGACGGUGUGCUGACAACCCCGCCGAGGAGGAGUACCUCUCCCAGCUGCAGGAGGCCAAGGAGUACUAG